ACCCAAUACCUUAGUGAGUGGUCACCAUCCCCUUCAUUUCUAUAUAAACACAAUAGACACACCUUCAUUUUCUUACAACACAAAGAUUUUCCUUAUUACAUAAAACAUACCCCUACUACUACUUCUAUUACUAGUACGAGGACUAAAUAAACCUAAAGUUCCCACACAUACUUCCUUUCUCCCCAUAUAUAUAAAGAAAAAAAAGCGAAAAAAAAAAAAAAAAAACAUGCCGUCAAGAGUCGUACCCUCCGAUUCAUUUCGAGCGAAUCCAACCAACCACCAUAAGUUUCUAGACCUAAGCUCCGUCAAGGAGUUGCCGGAAAGCCAUGCAUGGACAUCGCAGAACAACGACUACCCCUUCUCCGGCGGCGGGGCCGCCGACGGUAGUUCCGAAACCGUCCCUAUCGUCGACCUAAAUAGCGGAAACGCCACCGAGCUCAUAGGCCAUGCAUGCAAGACAUGGGGUGUGUUCCAAGUCGUUAACCACGGUAUUCCCAAUAACUUGCUCGAGGAAAUCGAGGCCGCGGGGAGUAGCCUCUUCUCCCUCCCCAUGCACCAGAAACUCCGGGCAGCUCGGGCAGCCGACGGGGUUUCGGGCUACGGCGUGGCCCGAAUCUCCUCCUUCUUCUCCAAGCGCAUGUGGUCCGAAGGGUUCACCAUUGUCGGUUCGCCCCUCGAAAACGCCCGCAAAAUUUGGCCCGAUGAUUAUAAUAAAUUCUGCCAGACAAUAGAAGACUACGAGAAAGAAAUGAAGAAGCUAGCGGGCCGGCUGAUGUGGCUCAUGCUGGGCUCAUUAGGCAUAACAAAAGAAGAAGAAGAAGUCAAAUGGGCCGACCCGAAAGAAGAAUCCGAAUCCGGAUCCGGGUGCGCGGCUGCCCUGCAGAUGAAUUCGUACCCGGCCUGCCCGGAUCCGGAUCGGGCGAUGGGUCUGGCUGCGCACACAGACUCCACUAUCCUCACCGUGCUCCACCAGAGCAACAUAAGCGGGCUGCAGGUGCUGCGUGAGGGCGGCAACAGGUGGGUUACGGUGGAGCCUCACCCGGGUGCGCUGGUGGUCCACGUGGGAGACCUCAUGCACAUACUAUCGAACGGGUCGUACCCGAGUGUGCUACACCGGGCCGUGGUGAACCGGACCCGGCACAGGCUGUCGGUGGCGUACCUAUACGGGCCGCCGCCGGGGGUGAAGAUAAGCCCGCUUUCGAAACUGGUGGAUCAAUACAACCCGCCAAUGUACAGGCCCGUAACCUGGAGCGAGUAUCUCGGGACGAAGGCGAAGCAUUUCGACAAGGCGCUGACGUCAGUGCGUCUGUGUGCGCCACGUGUUGGGUUUGUCGAUACCAACGACCAUAGUAGUGUACGUGUUGGUUAAUUUAAUUUAAUUUAAUUAGAGAUAUGAUUAAUUUUUUAAUUACUUAU
Messenger RNA from Erythranthe guttata (spotted monkey flower), 1416 nucleotides. RefSeq names its product gibberellin 3-oxidase 2 (gene GA3OX2). NCBI's taxonomy places the organism in Eukaryota, Viridiplantae, Streptophyta, Magnoliopsida, Lamiales, Phrymaceae. The record is from RefSeq and is a predicted model, not a curated record.